GGAGGCCACGCUUGCAGAGCUGGAGCGCGCGUCUAUCGCCCCAGAACCCCCCUCCCUGCCCUAUCCUCCGCCACCCCUUCUGUUGCGGGGCGCGCGCCAGCCUGGGUGUCUGUAUGCGCUCGAGGCGGGGGCGCGGGUUGCGGACGGAGGCGCGGGAGGCGGUUCUGCGCGGCGGGGGCCGUACCCGCGGCGGAGCGAGGAGGCGAGAAUGGAUCAAUGGUGCCACGGAGCACAUCGCUGACGCUGAUUGUGUUCCUUUUCCACAGAUUGUCUAAAGCCCCAGGAAAAAUGGUGGAAAAUUCACCGUCGCCAUUGCCAGAAAGAGCGAUUUAUGGCUUUGUUCUUUUCUUAAGCUCCCAAUUUGGCUUCAUACUUUACCUCGUGUGGGCCUUUAUUCCUGAAUCUUGGCUAAACUCUUUAGGUUUAACCUAUUGGCCUCAAAAAUAUUGGGCAGUUGCAUUACCUGUCUACCUCCUUAUUGCUAUAGUAAUUGGCUACGUGCUCUUGUUUGGGAUUAACAUGAUGAGUACCUCUCCACUCGACUCCAUCCAUACAAUCACAGAUAACUAUGCAAAAAAUCAACAGCAGAAGAAAUACCAAGAGGAGGCCAUUCCAGCCUUAAGAGAUAUUUCUAUUAGUGAAGUAAACCAAAUGUUCUUUCUUGCAGCCAAAGAACUUUACACCAAAAACUGAACUGUGUGUAACCAUAGUAACACCAAGCACGUAUUUAUUUAUAAGUUUUUGCCAUUAUAAUUUUGACCAUAAAUUAAUUUGACCAUCUCUCUUAUUAAUAGAGAAGUAAAAAAUGUAAGUUGACCUUCUCUUAGAUUAUGUUCAAUGAAUAUUGUAAAUGUUCAAGUAUUGUUAAUGAAUAGAAUAAAUACAAUAUUGCAUUCCCAUAUAGCAGACUU
This is a messenger RNA of Homo sapiens (human), 911 nucleotides long. RefSeq names its product phosphatidylinositol glycan anchor biosynthesis class P (gene PIGP). The record is from RefSeq and is marked reviewed. The transcript is spliced from 4 exons. NCBI's taxonomy places the organism in Eukaryota, Metazoa, Chordata, Mammalia, Primates, Hominidae. Gene Ontology annotation, biological process: GPI anchor biosynthetic process. Gene Ontology annotation, molecular function: phosphatidylinositol N-acetylglucosaminyltransferase activity. Gene Ontology annotation, cellular component: membrane. The coding region runs from base 217 to 693 and encodes 158 amino acids.